AUGCGCAUCAUUUGAGUAUCAUUUUAUAUAAAUAUCGCUGUCGACUUUACAUUUUCCUUACUGAUCGAUUUCAAGUCGGGCAGUGACAAUGGUGGAGAACGAUUACAUUAAAAUUCCUUCUAAGGAUGUCGACAUUCCUGUCGAGAAAAAUCAGGAUCCACCGAAAUAUGGGUAUGGCGUUCGUCACGUACAAUGCAUUCUAAUAUUCAUGUCAUAUUCCAUUGGAUAUUUGGCAAGAGCUCACAUGGGAGUUACCAUAGUGGCGAUGACGAAUAGGGCAGACUCCCUUAAUACACAGAUUAACGAUACCGGACCGUUGAAUAACACACGUGAUAUAAACGAAUCGAGUGGCUUCGUUGCAAUUGAAAAUAAUGAAAGCAGUAUAUACAGGACAUACGAUUGGCCAAAAUCGACACAGGAGAUGGUUCUCACGUCAUUCUUCGUGGGAUACUCCAUAAUGACGUUCCUUAGCGCCAUGAUAUGUCAGAGAUAUGGCGGGAAGCUGCCGCUGCAGAUAUCGUUGUUCGUGAACGGAGCCGUAUCUAUCGUCUCUCCGUGGGUCGUAGCAUGGGGAGGUUGGAAGGCGCUUUGUGUGUGUCGCAUAUUGCAAGGAGCCUCACAGGGAGGACUGCUGCCAGGAAUGCACACAUUAUUAGCAAAUUGGAUCCCGCUCAGUGAAAGAGCGUCCCUGGGCAGUUACGUAUAUACAGGAUCGGGCUUCGGCACAGUGGUCGGUUUCCAGCUGAGCGGAGUUCUCGCCUACAGCCGAUUUCAAUGGCCAUCAACGUUCUGGAUAGUCGGUGUCAUCUGCUUGAUAGGAUUUGCUGUGCUUACGAUAUUUGGUGCAGCAACUCCCGCCGAUCAUAAACGGAUUUCUGAAGCAGAGAAGAAUUUCAUAAUGGGCAAUAACAGUGAAGGCACCCAUACGAAACCGAAUAUUCCUUGGAAGUUAAUAUUGUCAUCUAAAGCAGUAUUGUCUACGUUUUUGACCCACAUCGGAAGUGCAACCUGCUACGUAUUCUUGUUCAUUCAAGUACCCACAUAUAUGUACGCCAUACUCAAAGUGAACAUUAAAGAAAGCGGAGUCUUAGCGUCGUUGCCGUACAUUUCCUUCAUUGUUUGUUGUACCAUGUUUGGUUGCGUCUCUGAUUUCCUCACCAACAGGAAAAUUAUUAAGAUGAAAAAUGUUAGAAGAUUGACUAAUACAUUAGGUUCGGUGAUCCCCGCACUGUGUCUGAUCCUGGUGUCAUUCACCACAAACGUAACACUGGCGGUUGUCUGCUUCGUGACGGCGUUGGGUGCUCACUCCGGGGCACAUGCGAGCUGGGUGGUUAGUUACAUAGAUCUGUCACCGAACUACAGCGGCGUGUUGAUGGGAAUCGGAAACGGCCUGGCCAACGGAUGUGUGUUGCUACUGCCCGUGCUGGUAUCCAACAUUGUGACCGAUGUGACCAACCAAACCCAGUGGCGACUAACAAUGUUUGUAAUAGCGGCGUCAACGGUGCUCACUAACAUCGUGUAUGUGAUAUUCGUGUCUUCCGAUGUAAAGCCAUGGAAUGAUUAUGAAAAUACCAAAGAAUCGGGAGACAUUGCGCUGGAGACAAAGGAAAAUGGACUGAAAACUAAAGCUUAAAUAAAAUAGUCACAUGUUAAUAUAAUUGUUAAACAUAAAUCGUUAAUAUUCUUAA
Leptidea sinapis is the source of this 1688-nucleotide messenger RNA. RefSeq names its product putative inorganic phosphate cotransporter. NCBI's taxonomy places the organism in Eukaryota, Metazoa, Arthropoda, Insecta, Lepidoptera, Pieridae. The record is from RefSeq and is a predicted model, not a curated record. Gene Ontology annotation, molecular function: transmembrane transporter activity. Gene Ontology annotation, cellular component: plasma membrane. The coding region runs from base 89 to 1633 and encodes 514 amino acids. The transcript has 11 exons. Gene Ontology annotation, biological process: monoatomic anion transport; transmembrane transport.